CUGCUGACCGCCGAGUGCUCAGCAUUAUUUUUGUCCUCUGUGCUCCCGCACUCCGCUCCGCCGCCCCGCACCGUACCGCACCUUCACCCGGAUUCUGCCCACUUUCGGAGUCAAGUCGCUUCUCUCUCACAUUUUUUUCCCCCCUGCAAAAUUUGGACUUUGUUAAAUUGCAAGUACACCUAAAGGAAAAGGCCUACAGGAGCGUUCAGAAAUCAAGACCCAAGUCAAUCCGAGAUCCACUCAGGAUGGCAGGAUCCAUACAAGUGCAACAGGAGCAGCAGCGGCGGAGUCUGGAGACUCAAUAUGAAAGCAGCUACCACCAAAGCUCGCUGUCGUCCUUUAGCCACCGGUCUUAUGCAGCUCACGUGAGCAGCGUGGGGCUGGAGACUUCGAGUAAGAAACAGGAGAAGAAACUGAGCUCCAUCUCCAGGGUGCAGACUUCUGGUAAGAAGCUGGAAAAGAAACUGAGCUCCACUUCCAGGGUGAAGUCUUCAAGUAAGAAGCAAGAGGAAAAAAAGACUUCCUACGCCAGAGAACACAAGUGCGCCUGCCUGGCACUGGACAAAGAGGAGAGUGUCGUUGGAUACGUGGUUCCUGUUUGUAGAAGCAGUUAUUUAGCCACACAGGAUCUGAUGGAGAGCCAGGAGGAGCUGAAGGAGGAAGGUCUGGGCUAUGUGGUCAUGAAGAACCUCUUCUCCAGAGACGCUGCGUACCAGCUGAAACUGGUGAAGAAGAGCCGCAGCACGACUAUGAGGGAGUCUGCAGAAAGACUGUCCCUUAGCAAGAAGAUUGAAGAAAAGCACGAGUUCCAGAGGAAGCUGAACGCGGACAGCCUGACUCAUCCUCCCGAAUUCAUUGUGAAACCGCGUGGUCAGACUGUGUGGGAAGGCAAGAGUGUGACACUGCACUGCACUGUGGCUGGCUGGCCCAAACCCCGCGUGGCCUGGUACAAAAACAACUUGCUCAUCGAUGCAAAGGCUCACGCUGAGAAGUACACCACCGAAAGCAAUUACAACAUGCACUCUCUGGAGAUUAAAAACUGCGAAUUCGAUGACACCGCCGAAUAUCGCAUCUCGGCCCUCAACGUGAAAGGCGAGAGCUCUGCCUUCGCGUCGGUCAUCGUUAAAAGAUUUAAAGACGGAGAAGCGACUGAAAGACCCCAUGGUUUCAGUCCCGAACAUGGCGUCACCUUCAGGACCACCGUUAUCGAUAAGUUCGGAGUGGCCUUCGGCCGUGAAGGAGAGACCAUGAGUUUGGGCUGCACUGUCAUCGUCUAUCCCACUGUGAAACGCUAUCAGCCCGAGGUGCUCUGGUACAGGAACGGUGUGGUUCUGGAACCAUCUCAAUGGGUGCAGAUGCACUGGAGUGGCCAGCGAGCCACACUCACUCUCAUCCACCUCAACAAAGAGGACGAAGGACUUUACACUCUGCGGGUCAACACCAAGUCGGGCUUCGACUCUCACUCCGCCUUUGUGUUUGUCCGAGACGCUGACGUGGAGGUCGAAGGGGUCCCCGUUGCCCCUCUGGAUGUGAGGUGUCAUGAUGCUAAUAAGGAUUAUGUCGUGGUGACCUGGAAACAGCCUGCGGUUGAGGGAAGCAGCUCCGUCCUGGGCUACUUUAUAGACAGGUGUGAAGUUGGCACUCGGCACUGGAUCCAGUGUAAUGACACUCCAGUGAAAUAUGCCCGUUUUCCAGUCACCGGGCUCGUAGAAGGGCGCACUUACAUUUUCCGGGUUAGCGCUUUGAACAUUGCCGGGGUGAGUCACCCGUCUCGUGUCUCUGACCCCGUGGUUGCCAUGGAUCCAUCUGACCGAGCCCGUCUGAGAGCUGGUGUUUCCGCUCCGUGGACCGGUAUGAUCAAAUUCACUGAGGAAGAUCCCACAGUUGGUGUAAUCCCUGGGUCUCCUACUGAUCUGGCUGUGACUGAGGCUACUAAGAGCUAUGUGGUGCUCAGCUGGAAGCCUCCUGUUCAGAGAGGACAUGAAGGAGUUAUGUAUUAUGUAGAGAAGUGUAUGGUUGGCACAGACACCUGGCAGAGGGUGAACACUGGGAUGCCUGCGAAGUCCCCUCGCUUUGCCCUUUUUGACUUGGCCGAGGGCAAAUCCUACACCUUCCGCGUGCGUUCCUGCAACUCCGCAGGUGUUAGCGAGCCGUCUGAGGAAACCGGAGCCACGACUGUCGGGGACAGACUGGACCUGCCCUCGGCACCAGGGCCUGUUGUGCCCAUCAGGAACACAGCCUCCUCCGUUGUGGUGACCUGGAAGGCUUCUAAAGAGGCCGUAGAGCUUGUGCGCUACUACGUGGAAGUCAGCGUCGUGGGCAGCAACGUGUGGGUGCCAUGCAACAACAAGCCAGUCAGAGACACCAGGUUUGUGUGUCACGGGCUGAACACGGGAGACAGCUGUGUUUUCAGAGUGAAGGCCGUGAACGCUGCCGGCUACAGCACUCACUCCAGCGAGUCCGAAUCCUGCCUUGUAAAAGCAGCCAUCGAGGUGCCGUCUCCUCCGUCUGCUCUCACUUUGGUGGAGCGUUUUCGUGACUACAUGGUGUUGAACUGGCAGGCUCCUGCUAAAACCGGAGGAGUCGAUAUCAGGGGCUACUACCUGGAUUACAGGACCGUUAAGGGCGGUGUCGUAAGCAAGUGGCACGAGAUCAACACCAAGGCCGCCACUGGAACUACCUAUAAGGUGGAAGACCUGAAGGAGAAUGUAUUGUACCAGUUCCAGGUUCGUGCAGUUAACCAGGCUGGCAUUAGCGAGUCCUGCAUCAGCAGCGUUGCCUUCGAGUGUAAGGAGUGGACCGUUGCAUUGCCAGGCCCUCCUCAUGGGCUUCACAUGCUGGAGGUGAGAAAGGACUCAUUGGUGCUGCUUUGGGAGCCGCCCACGUUCAACGGCCGUAGCCCCGUCACCGGCUACUACGUGGACAUCAAGGAAGGGAAUGGCAAAUGGAGAGGAGUUCAGGACAGGUCCACCAAGAAUACAUACUUGCAGAUAUCGGGCCUGAAGGAAGGUGCCUCCUACAUACUACGUGUCACUGCUAAGAAUAUUGCAGGUGUUGGUGGACCCUCCAAAGCUACAGACCCCAUCGUCGCUCAGACUCGCCCAGGCACUAAUGAGAUUGUGGUCGACGUGGAUGACGAUGGCGUGAUCUCGCUGAUCUUCGAGUGCUCUGAGAUGACUGAAAGCUCUCGAUUUGUGUGGUCAAAGAACUACGAGGCUCUCGCCGAUACCUCCCGUCUCACUAUCGAAACAGUCAGGGGAAAAUCCAGAGCCAUCUUUAAUGAUCCUUCACUGGAGGACCUGGGCGUCUACUCCUGCGUUGUCACCAACACUGAUGGAGUUUCUGCCAGCUACACACUGACAGAGGAGGGACUGAGGCGCUUGUUGGAUAUCAGCCAUGACCACAAGUUCCCCAUUAUUCCUUUCAAGACCGAAAUGGCUGUUGAGCUACAGGAGAAAGGACGCGUGCGUUUCUGGGCGCAGGUUGCUAAGUUUACCUCCAAAUGCCAAGUGGAGUAUGUUUUCAACGAUAACAUCAUUACUCAAGGAAAGAAAUACACCAUGAACUUCGACAGUAAAACCGGCAUUAUCGAGAUGUUCAUGGACUCUUUGGAAAUCACCGAUGAAGGAACCUUCACGUUUAACCUCGUCGAUGGCAAAGCUACCGGUCGUACCAGUUUGGUGCUUAUUGGAAAAGAGUUUGCUGAGCUUCAGAAGAAGUCUGAGUUUGAGAGAGCAGAGUGGGUCAGGAGACAAGGCCCUCACUUUGUGGAAUACCUCAGUUUCGAGGUCACCCGAGAAUGUAACGUGUACCUAAAAUGCAAGGUCGGAAAUAUCAAAGCGGACACCGAGAUAACCUGGUUUAAGGACGGAAUUGAGAUCGCGGAGGAUGACGAAGACGCUCAGAAAAUUGGCAUCGCAGAUGGCGUGCUGUCCUUCAACAUUGGCAAGCUCGUUAAAAAGAACGAAAAAGACGGGAAAAAGAAACCUGCUCCUGAAGGAAGCCCGAGGAAGCCCAAACUUUCAAAGAAAGACGCGGGUGUUUACGAAGUGAAGCUGUGGGACGAGAGAGGGAAGGAUAAGACUUUGUUGGACCUGACGGAAGCAGGUUACAAGGCCGUGCUGAAUGAAAUGUUCAGAGUUAUAGCGCACUCUUCUACCGAAUUGAAGGUUCAGAGCACCGAGCAUGGAAUCAUCCUCCACUCGUUCGUCGUGUAUCACACAGAAGAGCUCCCUGUUGGUUGGUUUCACAAAGAUAGCAAGGUUUCACACUCAGACAGAGUGCAGUGUGGAGUCACAGGAGAGCAGCUGUGGCUGAAGAUCAACGAGCCCACAGACAAGGACAAGGGCAAGUACGCCAUCGACAUCUUCGCCGGCGAAGGCAGCGUCAGGAGAGUUCUCGACCUCGCCGGCCAAGUGUGGGAAGAGGCCUAUUCAGAGUUCCAGAGGCUGAAGGCUGCAGCUAUCGCAGAGAGAAACCGAGCGCGUGUGAUCGGAGGCCUGCCAGAUGUGGUCACGAUCCAGGAAGGCAAGUCUUUGAACCUCACCGGCAACGUGUGGGGCGAACCUACACCUGAGGUCACUUGGCUGAAGAAUGACAAAGAGCUGGUACGUGACGAUCACAUCACGCUCAAGUUUGAGCACGGCAAGUUCGCCAGCAUCACCAUCGCGGCAGUCAAUUCGGCCGACUCGGGCAAGUACGCCCUGCUGGUGAAGAACAAGUACGGCACAGAGGCUGGCGAGUUCACCGUCAGCGUCUACAUACCAGAAGACGAGGCUGAGAAGAAAGAGUAGAGAAAUACGGAAGCUUCAGGAGAGAGAGGGGCCGUGACAUGACCAGAUUGCAUCCUAAAGCAUUUUACUCCAAAGCAUGUGCGACCUCAGUACGUCAUAAACACACAGACGCACUAAAGCUCAUGGCCAAUUAGUAGUAAUAAUAAACACCUCAGUGUGGUAAUCUAGACUAGCAGCAGAUCUAAAAACACGUUCGUGUGCACAUUCAGUACUCCGCUUUAAUCAACCGCUUACCCCGAACAUGGUUUGAAGUAAAAUGCUGCCAUAUUCAUACAUAAAACUAGCACAUGCUUUUACUGUUUCAAUUUUUUUUUUUGUCUGUUUGUAUUAUUUGUGUCCAUUUUAUUUCCUGUAUUAACAGAAAUGUUACCUACAGGUCAUCCAUCUAUGACUGAAGGUACAGUAAUCUUGAGAAACAGCUCAGCUAGGAGACUUUUCCUUAAAUAUAUUCAUCAUAAUAGUACUAAUAGGGAAACUCUUUGAAAUGAUGAUACGUUUCCAAGAAAGUAGUAAUGUAAUGUCUUGUAACUCUAUAGCUGGAUUUUAAGUUACACUAGUACUAUGUGGAAAUUCGAUGGCAGUCUGUGUGAAGCAAAAGGCUUUGAAGGUUAUAGGCUGUCUGUUUAGAUCUGUUUGCAGUAUUGACGGUGUAAUGUCACCUCGCGUAUGUCUUAAUGACGGAAAAGACAGUUCUAUGUGACGACCACAAAUAAAGCCUUGCAAUGCAAAAGAAAA
This is a messenger RNA of Ictalurus punctatus (channel catfish), 5528 nucleotides long. RefSeq names its product myomesin 1a (skelemin) (gene myom1a). Gene Ontology annotation, molecular function: protein binding. The transcript has 40 exons. The record is from RefSeq and is a predicted model, not a curated record. Bases 246 to 4793 code for a protein of 1515 amino acids. NCBI's taxonomy places the organism in Eukaryota, Metazoa, Chordata, Actinopteri, Siluriformes, Ictaluridae.